This is a messenger RNA of Danaus chrysippus (African queen), 1404 nucleotides long. NCBI's taxonomy places the organism in Eukaryota, Metazoa, Arthropoda, Insecta, Lepidoptera, Nymphalidae. The record is from the annotation of a GenBank genome assembly.
AUGGAAAAUGAUCCCGACCCUAUAUUAAGUAGAACAUCGGAAAACAUUUCACUACAAAGCAAUAUCGUAUCUGAAAACAGUUCUGAAGAUGUCGAAAACACGAAAAGGAAUACUAAAGAUGACAUCAGCUUACAAUGUACAUCCCAAAACCACACAAACACGAACGUGGAUAGAGAACCAGUGUUUGUAUUAGUGGACUCAAGAUGUGUGAGCAGUCCCAGCUCCAGGGAAAUUCUUAUUAAUAAAAUAAAUGUUACACAAGAUUCGACCACCACGACUCCUAAAAAUAAGGUCAUACAUGUCGAUACUCCUUGCACGAGCACAGCAUAUGCGGAAUAUAUAACGACCCAAAGUCGGACCUCCGAAUCCAACGAUGAAUUGGAGAUGAUUGAUAUAAAUUUACAAAGCGACAAUGAUAUUCCCAUUGAUACAAAACCCGAUUCGAUCGUUAUGGCAUAUUUACGAGAUAAAAGCGAAGUUUUAGAUAAAGAUGAACCAACUUCGACAAAAAAAAUGUCGCUACUCGAUAACAUACCCAAAAUGGAAACAAUACCGGAAACUGAGAGGCUUUCAACGUUUUCAAUUCCAUCAAAUUCAAGACAUGAAAGUAUAUCAGAAACUUCAUUGGAUGUACAUAUUCCUUCAUAUCCUGGGUCACCUCGAUCUAUUGGUUUCAACUCAGCUACUUCAAUAGAAUCUAUAAGCCUGCGUAACCCACAAUUGAGAGACGCGAUUGAAUUUCUGCAUCAGGACAAAGAAUUUCUUAUAGCUGCUGAAACUGGUAAUGAUAAGCUCCUUGCAAAGUAUAUAAGACAGGGAACUGACAUACAUCAAUUCGAUCACAUCGGAAGAAGUGCUUUACACUUGGCAGUCUGUUCUGAUAACACAGAUGCUGUUAAAUUGCUGCUGGAAGCUGGUCUGAAUCCAAAUAUCAAAGAUAAUUUAGGGAUGACUCCACUUUCGCUAUCUUUGAUGAGGAGGCCAUCCACUGUUGUAGCUAAUCUUCUUUUCGAGCACGGAGCAGUUUUGAUGCCACGAACAGACCCGAAUGACACCGGCUUGUUUAUUCAAUUUGUUAUGAUGUGCACGCCUACAUCUGAAGAAGAGCAUAUUCUACGACUCCUUGUAGAGAAAGGUGCUGUAAUUAAUGAUCCAGAUGCACCGGGCAAGCGACAAGCCCUCCAUUUUGCGGCUAUGAGCAAUAACAGGAGCUUAAUCCGCAUUUUAGUUGGAAUGGGUGCUGAUUUGUAUGUGAAAAAUCAUAGAGGGGAAACGCCAAAAGAUGUAGCCGAAAUAUUUCAUUGUAAAGAAGCAUUUGACUUACUGAACUAUCUCGAAGAAACCGAAGAAGUAGCAGUAACAGCUAAUUCGAAUACUUUACUCUUUGAAGUCCCGAAAACAUAA